Molecule: messenger RNA, 687 nt
Organism: Guillardia theta CCMP2712
Lineage: Eukaryota; Cryptophyceae; Pyrenomonadales; Geminigeraceae
Exons: 2
Coding region: 1-687 (228 amino acids)
Cellular component (GO): chloroplast; thylakoid
Molecular function (GO): peptidyl-prolyl cis-trans isomerase activity
Source: RefSeq, a predicted model, not a curated record
AUGCUCACCCUUAAUCUUCCUCCGAAUGCACAAGCUCUAGUGAAGGGAAUUGCACCUCCACCUGACUUCGGAAAGAAGAAAGAUUUGCCAACGAAGAAAAUCACAAACAUACAGGAAGCCCAAGAGUACGGGGCCCAGAGGGAAGCAACACUUUUCGAUAAGCAAGAUGGAAAUUUUUCUGUGACUAAGGAGGGUGAUCGCUACCGAGAUGUAAGAAUAGGAACAGGAGCAGAGGUAAAACCAGGUUCUGAGGUUGAAAUCAAGUAUCGAGUGCUGAGGUUGGGAAAGAGAUCAAGGGAUGGGCUGAGUGGUGAAGCUAGCUUGGUCUUUAGCUAUGGCUACGGCGAGGAUGAUGACAAGGAGACAGACACGUUGAAAUUUGUGGUUGGUGAAGCAAACCUGAUCAAUGCGUUGAGCUCAUCCUUGCCUGGCAUGAAACAAGGAGGGCUACGAAGAAUUUCAGUUAAGCCCGAGCGGGGCUGGAAACUUGAAGAUGCAUCAUGUGUAAAGAGUGUUGACAUAGGAUCUGCCGUCGGGCUACCCGGAGGCGCCGUCACGGAAGCAGAAACAUGUCUCGACUAUUUCCGUGUUCCCUCUCCAGCCACUUUUCAGGCCAAGAGAAAACUAUCAAGACGUUUUGACGAGAAUCUUCUUAUGGAAGUUGAAGUGAUCAAGGUGUCCAACUAG